This is a messenger RNA of Kickxella alabastrina, 1099 nucleotides long. Its product is annotated as general transcription factor IIH subunit 3-like protein. Gene Ontology annotation, cellular component: transcription factor TFIIH holo complex; transcription factor TFIIH core complex. The record is from RefSeq and is a predicted model, not a curated record. Gene Ontology annotation, biological process: regulation of DNA-templated transcription; nucleotide-excision repair. The transcript has a single exon. Bases 60 to 1025 code for a protein of 321 amino acids. Lineage: Eukaryota; Fungi; Kickxellomycota; Kickxellomycetes; Kickxellales; Kickxellaceae.
AUUUAUUUUUGGACAUUUUAUCGUCACCCAAGCAACCACUAUUUGCAAACACACACAACAUGUCGGAGCCAUUAGAGUCGGACGCUAGUUUGCUUGUUGUUGUACUGGAUAUAAACACUAGUGCAUGGUCUACAUCGCCGCUACCACUUGACAAGGCGCUCCAGCAAAUAAUAAUAUUUAUAAAUGGCUACCUGGCGCUCAAGCCAGAAAACAAACUGGUCGUUCUUGCAUCAAACAAGCGCGAGUGUCGAUGCCUUUACCCUGUAGACCACACAAGUGCCACCCCAGAUCAAGACAUCCAAGUGUACGAGCAGUUCCGCGUGGUGGACGCGAGCAUCCUGGCAGGCGUCAAAAACAUGAUUAUCAACACCGAGCCGCCCAACGCUAACCAGGGCAUAGAGGAGGCGCAAAGCCUUAUAGCCCGGGCCCUGUCUAAAGCCCUCUGCCACAUCCACCGAGUGACUGAGUCCACGCUGAGCAAAAUAUGGCCGCGCAUCCUGAUCCUUUCCGCAGCCGAGGAUUCGCCCCGCGAGUACAUUGCGCUUAUGAACAGCAUAUUCGCGGCCCAAAAGAUGAGCGUUCUUAUAGACAUUUGCAAGAUCAUUGGCCGUGAUUCUGUAUUUUUGCAGCAAGCGGCGGAGAUUAGUGGAGGCAAUUAUCUCAAGGUAGACACGGCCAGAGGCGAGUCGCUUUUGCAGACGCUCUUGUUUACUUGCUUGGCCGACCAUUACACCAGGGAGAUUUUGUACUUUCCCGGCAACGAGCAGAUUGACUUCCGGGCAACAUGCUUUUGCCAUAAGAAGGUGGUGGACAUUGGGUUUGUGUGCUCGGUUUGCUUGUCUAUCUUCUGCCGGCCUGCCCCUGUGUGCUCGACAUGCCAGACGAAAUUCUCGAUCAAGCUGGUCAAGACGGAGAGCGCGUUGUCCUCGUCGGCCUUGACAAGCAAUGGGAAGCAAAUAUUGGCGGCCUCCGAGAUGUCUGCGCUUUCGUUGGAGGACGAGAAAACAGCAACAGCAGCAAAAUAAUAGCUGAAGUGGUCUAAAUAUAAUUAAAUUUUAGAUCCAAAUCACGUGUAUUAAAUAUAUCAAUUUUUUGGUUA